Messenger RNA from Onthophagus taurus, 2027 nucleotides. RefSeq names its product glycerate kinase. Gene Ontology annotation, molecular function: glycerate kinase activity. NCBI's taxonomy places the organism in Eukaryota, Metazoa, Arthropoda, Insecta, Coleoptera, Scarabaeidae. Gene Ontology annotation, cellular component: cytoplasm. Gene Ontology annotation, biological process: protein phosphorylation. The record is from RefSeq and is a predicted model, not a curated record.
AAAAAAUAAACGCACAAGUACAUAAGCUUUACUGAUAAAAUAAUUCGCACUAUGUAAUUGCAUGAACCAAAUAGCUCAAAUAACUUUACUAUUGUGAAAUACAUACGUACAGAUUAUCGGGAUUCCCCUAAUUUCCUUGUUCUUCUCUGGGAUUCCCCUGUUCUUUUCAUUAGUGCAUCAAAGGAAAAAAUUAAAAAAUGCCAACAGCGUUUGUUUUCUAACAAUGUACAAUAUAAAUUAGCAAAUUAAAACUUAUCUCCCAGUCAGUUUGAUGAUACAUAUAAUAUAUAAGGCAACCAAAAUUACAAACGUUAUAAUUCAGCUGCCUGAUGAUUAUUUUACCAUAAAUAAUCUAUAUAUUUCAAUAGAUUUUCUUAUCAAAAACAUCAAAUCAUUACCAAAUUAACACCAAUUGCAUUAUUUUAUUAACAUCUUAUUUCUUUUUAUAUUUAUACGAAACGUCUAAACUUAACCUAACUUGUCACGUUUCAACCUUUCUUAUCAAAAAUACUUAAACAAAAUUGAGUGUGCUAUGAUUCUCGUUACUUUAAACCGAAAUUUUUCGAUAAAUUUCGUUAAAAAUUGCCGUAACUUCUCAACAAUGAACGAUUUAACCACGAUAUUUCUCGCGGGUGUGGCUUCCGUUCAACCAAAGAGUUUAAUCAAGAAGACGGUUCAGAUCAAAAAUAAGACGUUAAUAGUGAACGGAAACGAGUUUGUGAUGAAAAAACCGUGUUAUGUGGUUGGAUUUGGAAAAGGGGUUUAUGGAAUGGCUUUGGAAUUACAAGAUAUCUUGGGUGAGAACCUUCAAAAUGGCGUUGUAACGGUACCUAGCGGGAUUUUUACGAAAUUUGGAGGCAGACCUAAGUGUGAGUGCCGAAUCCAAUUUAUAGAGGGCGCUAAAGACAAUAUUCCCGAUUUAAAUGCUUUUGAAGGAAGUUUAAAGAUUAAAAAAAUGAUCGAAAAGUUGGAUAAAGAGGAUUUGGUCGUUGUUUUAAUAACUGGUGGUGGUUCAGCUUUAUUGCCAUAUCCAAAGGAACCAAUGACUUUAGAGGAAAAACAAAUUAUAAUAAAAAGCUUAAGUAAAGGAGGUGCCGAUAUAAAAGAAUUAAAUUCAGUUAGAAAAAAAUUAUCUGAAUUAAAAGGUGGUGGUUUAGCUAAAUUAGCUUUACCAGCUAAAGUAAUUAGUUUAAUCCUUUCGGACAUAGUUGGAGAUCCACUGGACUUUAUUGCAAGUGGACCAACCGUAACAAAUCUUGAUUCCCCAGACAAAGCUUUAAACAUAAUAAAAAAAUACGAACUAUUUGAGAAACUUCCGGAGCACGUAAAAGUAAUUUUAAAGUCAGAAAAUACUUUUAAAGUUACAAACGCCGAAAAUUUUAUUAUCGGAAAUAACAAACUUGCCGUCGAAGCAUGCAGAACAAAAGCGAUAUCUUUCGGAUACGAAACCCGAAUUUUGACGACAAAAAUCCAAGACGACGUUGAAGUUUUAAGCAAAUUCUACGCUGAAUUGGCUGCUCUGAUCUACUCUUCCACGAGUAAAACCGAUUUACGCAAUUUUCUUGAGUCGGCCAAAUCAAAAUUGGACGAUAUCGACGUUGAGGACUUCUUACAGCUCGAUUUCUCCAAGAACAUUUGCAUAAUAGGUGCCGGGGAACCGACCGUCGUAGUUAAGGGUAAGGGAAAAGGGGGUCGGAACCAGGAAUUGGCAUUAAGAUUUUCCGUGGAAGUUAAUAAGUUUAGUGGUGCAAAAAUGGAAGAUAUUUCAUUUCUCAGCGCUGGCACAGAUGGCAUGGACGGUCCAACUGACGCCGCGGGAGCUCUUGGAAGUUCAAACUUAGUUAAUAAAGCCGCCCAGUUUCAUAUUAGCCCCACUCAAUUCUUACCCAAUAACGAUUCUUACAACUUUUAUUCUCAAUUUGAUAACGGAACUCAUUUAAUUAAAACAGGACACACAGGAACUAAUGUUAUGGAUAUUCAUCUUAUUAUUAUUCAAAAAAAUAAAUAAAAAUUAUUUUAAUAAUAAA